CCGCCUGACCUCCUCGGCCGCCGCCUGGACCUGGCUCCUGAUUGGCUCCCUCCUGGUGGCCUCCCACCCUUGGCUCCGCCCCCCCUGGGGCUCCGCCCUCCGCGCCCUCGCCCGAUUGGCCGUCGGCCUGGCGCUCUCCCGGGCCGGCCACGCCCUCGGCCACGCCCUGGAGGCGGCCACCGGCUCCUGCACCUCCCCCACCCCGCUGGGGACCCUCCUGGUGCCCCUGGGAGACCCCGCGGCCUGCCGGGGGGCGGGGCACAGCUGGGAGGGCUUUAGCCCCGCCCCCCAGGCCUUCGCCCUGGUGCAUUGUGGGUUGGGAUUGGCCGAAGAGGCGGCGGCGCUGGGGCGGAGCUUGUACGGAUCCAAGAUGGCCGCCGGGCCCAAGAUGGCCGCCGGGUACAAGAUGGCCGCCGAAUCCAAGAUGGCGGCCUGGUACAAGAUGGCGCCCUGGCACAAGAUGGCGCCCGGAUCCAAGAUGGCCGCCGGGUAUGACGUGAGUGAAGAAUCCAAGAUGGCCGCCGGAUCCAAGAUGGCCGCCGGGCACGACGCGAGCGAAGAAUGCAAGAUGGCCGCCCCGUCCAAGAUGGCGGCCCGCUACAAGAUGGAGGAAGGAUCCAAGAUGGCCGCCGGCAGCGGGUGGGCGUGGCCACGCCCGACAUGGCGGCCGGGCUCUCCGCCACCGCCGCGGCCAAUCGGCUUCGAGUGGGCGGAGCCUCCGCCUGCAACUUACGGGUGGGCGGGGCCUCCUCAUUACGGCUGGGGCGGGGCCGGCGGCCAUCUUGGGUGGCCAUUUUGGGGCGGGGGCGGCCAUUUUGAAGGGAGGAGCGUCGGCCAUUUUGAAGGCGGCCAUUUUGAUUCCGGCCGCCAUUUUGACUCCGGCCGCCAUUUUGAUUCCGGCCGCCAUUUUGACUCCGGCGGCCAUUUUGACUCUGGCGGCCAUUUUGACCGCCCCGCCCGCCAUUUCGACCCCCCGGGCGGCCAUUUUGACCCCCCGGGCGGCCAUUUUGACCCGGCCGGCCGCCAUUUUCCCGGCGCAUCUCCCCUUUCCGAAGGCGGCCAUCUUGCCGGCGGCCAUCUUGGCGGCCGUUUGGUGGCCCCGCCCACCGCGCUGUCCAUCCUGUACCUGCUGGCCGUGGCCCUGCUGGUCACGUGGCACCUCCUGCUGGUGGUGACGCUCACCUACCGCCACACCUGGGCCCGCAACGCCGCCGGCGCCGCCCUGGGCUGGGCCGCCUGGGCCCUGACCUACCGGGGGUGGUACCGGUGGGCGUGGUCACCCGGGCCGCCGGGGUGGGGCUGAGGGGCGUGGCCAAUGGGGGAAAAGCAAAAAAACCCGGGUGAAAAUAAAGAAAAAAUGGGGGAA
Molecule: messenger RNA, 1366 nt
Organism: Pyrgilauda ruficollis (rufous-necked snowfinch)
Lineage: Eukaryota; Metazoa; Chordata; Aves; Passeriformes; Passeridae
Exons: 2
Biological process (GO): lipid droplet organization; lipid storage; phospholipid biosynthetic process
Cellular component (GO): endoplasmic reticulum membrane
Source: RefSeq, a predicted model, not a curated record